This is a messenger RNA of Nerophis lumbriciformis (worm pipefish), 783 nucleotides long. The record is from RefSeq and is a predicted model, not a curated record. NCBI's taxonomy places the organism in Eukaryota, Metazoa, Chordata, Actinopteri, Syngnathiformes, Syngnathidae.
AUGGAAGGCGUUCUGUACAAAUGGACAAACUACAUGACAGGCUGGCAGCCACGCUGGUUUGUCCUGGACAACGGCAUCAUCUCAUACUACGACAGUGAAGACGACGUAGGCAAAGGGAGCAAAGGCUCCAUAAAGAUGUCUGUGUGUGAAAUUAAAGUUCACCCGACGGACACCACGCGUUUAGAGCUGAUCAUUCCCGGAGAGCAACAUUUUUACGUGAGGGCAGUGAACGCGGCGGAGAGACAACGCUGGUUGGUGGCGCUCGGCUCAUCUAAAGUAGGAACGUUCGAUGCGCACAAACAUAAAGGUCCAGACUGUCUGAGGACCAAAAUGUCUGAGCUUCGUCUUUACUGUGACCUCCUGGUCCAGCAGGUCCAAACCAUCCAAUUACAGAGCAGCACAGACGCCAAAGACAUGUCCACUCCUGAGGCUUCGCUACUUAGCGCCACCUGUGCCACCUUCAUCAGGACGCUGGAGGAGUGUAUGAGCUUAGCACAGCACAGCCUCACACCAUACCUGCAACCACCUGAAAGGAUGAGACGAUCAGUCAGUCACCCUGGAACGUCCACCUCGGACAGGUGCAGUGCGCUCAAAGACAGCUCCGGUGGAGGGUCGAGAUCCAAGCCGCGGCGGGAUCGGGCCAGCUCAGACAGUUCAGUGCAUGACAUGGAGCGUUUGCUGCCAAACCUCGGCGGCGACUCGUCGUGCAUCCCCGAAGAGCAAGGAGGCGGCGUGAGUCCAAAGACUACGCCAACUGACACGGACACAGAUUUGUCCAUUUGA